Molecule: messenger RNA, 1414 nt
Organism: Asparagus officinalis (garden asparagus)
Lineage: Eukaryota; Viridiplantae; Streptophyta; Magnoliopsida; Asparagales; Asparagaceae
Product: mitochondrial substrate carrier family protein B-like
Exons: 7
Coding region: 144-953 (269 amino acids)
Biological process (GO): transmembrane transport
Source: RefSeq, a predicted model, not a curated record
CCCUUAACAUCUCCCAUCGACGACACGUAAAAAAUUCCCGCGAGACAACGUACCGAAUAACUGGGAAAAAUCGAGCCUUUUUGCAUUUGAGCUAGGGUUUCGAGGGUCUCGAAGGAAUCGAGGGUUGGAACCCACAGAACGCGAUGCAGACGGAGGCAACGGUUGGCGAUAGGGCUCUAAGCUCCGCCCAUGGAGGCGGCGGUCUUAAAUACUCGGCGCGCAAUCAGCAACAGGCUCAGAUCGGGACGGUUACCAAUCUCUUGGCCGGAGGAGUCGCCGGAGCUGUGAGCAAAACUUGCACUGCUCCGCUCGCUCGCCUCACCAUCCUCUUUCAGGUGCAAGGGAUGCACGCCGAUGCUGUGGCUCUAAGAAAUGCUAGUAUAUGGCGCGAGGCUUCGCGAAUUGCUUGUGAAGAAGGGUUUAGAGCUUUCUGGAGAGGAAACUUGGUCACGAUUGCUCAUCGGUUGCCUUACUCUUCCAUCAGCUUUUAUGCUUACGAACGCUACAAAAAUUUGUUACAACUGGUACCGGGAUUUGACAGGCAUAAGGAUUACGUAAGCGCGGAUGUCGGCGUGCGAUUGGUAGGCGGUGGUCUUGCAGGAAUAACAGCGGCAUCCAUCACAUAUCCGUUAGACCUUGUGAGAACACGUCUUGCAGCUCAGACCAAGAAAAUAUACUAUAGAGGUAUUUCACACGCACUCUAUUCCAUUUCCAGAGAUGAAGGUAUCAGAGGAUUAUAUAAAGGUCUUGGACCAACACUACUGGGUGUUGGACCCAGUAUAGCAAUUAGCUUCUCUGUUUAUGAGACUCUGAGAUCCUUUUGGCAAUUCGAAAGGCCACAUGAUUCUGCAGUCCUGGUUAGCUUAACUUGUGGAAGUCUUUCUGGCAUUGCGGCAUCAACUGUUAUUUGCCAUCUACAGGUAGCGAUCCGUGAGGAAAAGUUGAAAGUUUAGAGGGGUUAUGUGAGACACACCAAAGUCUAUGGGAGUUUAGUGGAAUAAACAAAGCUCAGUUCAGUGGGUUUCGUGGAAAACGCUUCGAAGUUCAAAGGGGGUUUCUGAAACUUACCCUUUGUAUUAUAGUAACUUUUGUUUGAUUGAUAAUGAACCUAAGAACUAAGAAGUUCAUGUGAGCUUGGCUCUCCAUCAGGUCAUGUAGGAUAAAAUGUUAAUGGUACUUUUAUUUUUUAAAACUAUCAUGCUGACUUCUGAUCUAUAUUUCUCAGUGACGUUCCCAUUGGAUCUUGUGAGGCGACGAAUACAGUUGGAAGGUGCCGCUGGAAGAGCUCGGGUCUACAACUCGGGUUUAUUUGGUGCGUUUGGCCACAUAAUCAAAUACGAAGGCUUUCGUGGUCUGUACAGGGGAAUCUUGCCUGAGUACUAUAAAGUUGUCCCCGGUGUUGGUAUUGUUUUCA